Aspergillus sclerotioniger CBS 115572 is the source of this 2278-nucleotide messenger RNA. RefSeq names its product E1 ubiquitin-activating protein ubaB. Bases 100 to 1944 code for a protein of 614 amino acids. The record is from RefSeq and is a predicted model, not a curated record. Gene Ontology annotation, cellular component: SUMO activating enzyme complex; cytoplasm. Gene Ontology annotation, biological process: protein sumoylation. The transcript is spliced from 6 exons. Gene Ontology annotation, molecular function: SUMO activating enzyme activity. Lineage: Eukaryota; Fungi; Ascomycota; Eurotiomycetes; Eurotiales; Aspergillaceae.
CAGCCUCACACGCGGAGAGUUUCUCUGGCGAUGCCUUUUCUCCCGCUCUGAGUCCGACAGUCUCCGUUUCGAUCUAUCGUCCUUCUCCGCGCCGCAGCCAUGACGCGGGAAACUUAUCAUAAGCGCUCGCUCGGGACUCUAGCCAGACGAAUCAAAGAGGGGCGUGUGCUUCUCGUGGGUGCUGGCGGCAUCGGCUGCGAAUUGCUAAAGAACCUCCUCCUCUCCGGGUUUGGCGAAAUCCACAUUAUUGACCUUGACACAAUCGAUCUGAGCAACUUGAAUCGCCAAUUUCUAUUCCGCUUCGAACACAUAAAGAAGUCCAAAGCAUUGGUUGCAAAGGAAGUGGCCCACAAGUUCCAACCCGGUGCAAAGCUCGAAGCCUACCAUGCAAACAUCAAAGAUAGCCAGUUCAACGUUGACUGGUUUGCGACAUUCGAUGUGGUGUUUAACGCCUUAGAUAAUCUCGAUGCUCGCCGUCAUGUCAACAGAAUGUGCCUGGCAGCCAAUGUACCACUAGUCGAGAGUGGGACAACGGGAUUUAAUGGCCAAGUUCAGGUUAUCAAGAAGGGUGUCACGGAGUGUUAUGAUUGUAAUUCGAAGGAAGUUCCCAAGUCGUUCCCUGUCUGCACCAUCCGCAGCACUCCUAGCCAGCCAAUCCACUGCAUUGUCUGGGCUAAGAGCUACCUUUUGCCUGAGCUUUUCGGAAUUAGCGAGGACGAUUCGACUGACUUUGACCACUCAGAAGAUGCUGAAAAUUCGGAAGAGAUCGAGAAUUUGCGCAAAGAGGCACAGGCCCUCAAAGAUAUUCGCCAGUCCAUGGGCUCUGAUGAAUUUGCACAAAAGGUGUUCGAGAAGGUUUUCAGAGAGGAUAUUGAUCGGUUACGCGGAAUGGAGGACAUGUGGAAGACGCGGAUUCCUCCAGAGCCUCUGGACUUCAACAGCUUACAGGAAGAAUCUUCGAAUAUCGAGGCCGUGGUUUCACGCAACGACCAGAAAGUUUGGACUCUUGCCGAAGACUUCGUCGUCUUCAAGGACAGCUUAGAUCGGUUGAGUAAACGGCUCAAGACCUUGCAGGAGACCACUAAAAGCGAUGUGAAGCCCAUACUGGUCUUCGACAAGGAUGACGUUGACACUUUAGACUUCGUGACAGCUACUGCCAAUUUGCGGGCGAAAAUAUUCAGGAUCGAUCCAAAGUCUAAGUUCGACACGAAACAAAUGGCUGGCAAUAUCAUUCCGGCUAUCGCAACCACCAAUGCCAUGACGGCUGGUCUCUGUGUUCUGCAGGCAUACAAAGUGCUAAGGGGGGAAUACGAUCAGGCCAAAAUGGUCUUCCUCGAACGCUCAGGUGCCCGUGCGAUCAACUCGGAUGCUCUUCAGCCUCCAAAUCCCAAUUGCCCGGUGUGUUCCGUUGCCCACGGCAGGCUAAAGAUCGACCCCCAACGUGCUACAUUAAACGAUCUGGUCCAGGACAUUCUGCGGCUGCAGUUGGGGUAUGGUGAGGAGUUCUCUAUCGCUAGCGAACUGGGAACCAUCUAUGACCCGGAUCUGGAGGACAAUCUUCCUAAGAAACUGGUGGAUCUUGGUGUCAAAGAUGGGUGUUUUAUCACAGUUAUCGAUGAAGCGGAUGAUGAACCACGUGUCAACCUCGAACUCGUCGCUCUUGCGUCAGAUGUCUCGCAACCUUCCACGUCAGAAGACAAACCAGUUUCUUUGAACACCAUUCCUGACAUACCCCGAAAGCCGAAGGCACCCUCACCUGUUGCUGCUACCGAGGCGACCAAUGGAAUCGGCAAGCGGAAGCGCGAUGCGGACGAAGCCGGGUUUAGCAACGGCGACAAUCCGGCCAAGCGUGUAGCUGCCAUGUCCAUCGCAGACGGUGAUGGGGACAACCCCAUUGUCUUGGACGAUGGGAUCGGAGGGGCCAUCGUCAUUGACGAUGACUGAAUUUAAUGAUACCAGGUAGACCCGGGCUCGACAUCUCGUCCAGGCUUCGCCAUUUUCAUGCUCUAUUGGUUUGCAGAUCUGGCGCAAAAUUGGGGGUUUCUCAGAGUAAACAGUCCUUUUAUUUCCAUGUAAAAUUAUUUAGGCUACGUGCAUGCACACGGCAUCUCCGAUAGAAUGGAUGAGACCAAACACCUUUUAUUUCCGAUCUUAUAUGCCUCUAUCUCGUUUUCAAGGUGUGUUUGUGUUACGAGUAUUCCAACUAGAAUGUGAGGGCCUGCGAAGACGACCAAACUCUAUAGUACCGCAUCAAACAGAAUCCCCUGUGUCGCUAUCA